Molecule: messenger RNA, 816 nt
Organism: Penicillium pulvis
Lineage: Eukaryota; Fungi; Ascomycota; Eurotiomycetes; Eurotiales; Aspergillaceae
Exons: 2
Coding region: 1-816 (271 amino acids)
Source: RefSeq, a predicted model, not a curated record
AUGACCAUGAUGGCGUCGAUGUUCCGAGAGCCUCCAAAGAGAGCGCAACGCCAGGACCUGGCAGCAGAUACCCUUUUACACACUCCAGAUAUCUUUAUGAACACCGAGGCUUCUCAGUCAUCAAUUGUCUACCCUGACCUCCUCCCUCGAGUGGACCCUCCAAACCCCAGCGCGGGGAAACCGAAAGUCACAGUUCGCAACCAAGACAGCUUCACAGCUGCGAAGGAAAUCCUGGACCGAGAGCCAUCGGCCAGUGUCGGUGUUCUCAACAUGGCCAGUAAUACAGAGCCUGGGGGUGGAUGGUUGAAGGGCUCUCUAGCUCAAGAGGAGGCUCUAUGUCUCCGCAGCACUCUGGCCGCAACCCUCCAGGACAGAUUCUAUCCUCUUGCAGAUUUUGCAGCAAUUUGGUCCUCCAAAGUGGCUGUUUUCAGAGACGAAGUCAAAAACUGGUGCCUUGUCUACGAGCCCAGCAGGAUAUUUGUUGUGGGCGUGGUCAGUGUGGCGGGUUUGCGAUGUCCUCCACUGGCGGAAGACAACGAACAUUUCGAGUACCCUGGGGACAUUCGGGUCGUCAAGGACAAAAUGCGACAGGUCCUUCGCGUUUUUGCGAAGAACAAUAUUACUCAUGGUGUUCUCGGUGCUAUGGGUUGCGGCGCAUAUCGUAAUCCUCCACGAGAGGUCGCGCGAAUCUACAAUGAGGUAAUGAAUGAGCCGGAGUGGAGUGGUGUCUUUGAAGAACUUGUUUUCGCUAUUCUUGACUCGAGGGCGGACGGAAACUAUUCGAUUUUCAAGGACGCGCUGCAAAAUGAUGCCUGA